UUUCACAAACAAUGUCAGACGCAAUGUUCAAGCUUCCUAUUCUUGCACUUCUGUGCUUGGUUUAUGCCUCUUCGGAAGAGCUUGAUUUUUUCAGUGAUUGCGUAGAUGAAGUAGAACAAAGGCAAUAUCCUGGGCAAUGCGUAUUCGUACCAUCUGGGUGGCUUGGCUCAAGUACGUACCGAAAUUUCGCCCACCGUGUAUUGUCAAAUGCCACACUUCAACCUGCUGCUGGCAAUCUCAACACGCUUCUUGAAGUUACGCGAGCAGCGACGCACGUAUAUGAAGGCAUCGUGGUAAGAAUUGAGUUCACCACCAUCGAGAGCUCCUGCGCCAGCUCACAUGCCUAUUCUAUGGAGCAGUGUUCACCCCGAGGUAGUACGGUGAACGGGCUAUGUCAAGCCAGGUUUCGUUACGCUGGUGACCUGACCAUGGAAUAUGCGCAGUGUAAUUCACUGAAAUAAAAAUACUUUAGAAAGUUUUCGGUAAUAACAGAAG
Messenger RNA from Rhipicephalus microplus (southern cattle tick), 495 nucleotides. RefSeq lists its product as uncharacterized. The record is from RefSeq and is a predicted model, not a curated record. NCBI's taxonomy places the organism in Eukaryota, Metazoa, Arthropoda, Arachnida, Ixodida, Ixodidae.